Messenger RNA from Argiope bruennichi, 3999 nucleotides. RefSeq lists its product as uncharacterized. Gene Ontology annotation, biological process: DNA integration. The record is from RefSeq and is a predicted model, not a curated record. The coding region runs from base 1 to 3999 and encodes 1332 amino acids. The transcript has 7 exons. Gene Ontology annotation, molecular function: nucleic acid binding. NCBI's taxonomy places the organism in Eukaryota, Metazoa, Arthropoda, Arachnida, Araneae, Araneidae.
AUGAACAUUUUGAAUGAAGAUUCUGAUAGUGAAGAUAUUGAAGAUGUUAUACAAUUUCCUGAAUAUGACGCAGAUUUGAGUGACGAAAAUUUAGAACAGGAAAAUCACAGCAGUGACUCUGAAAUAACUGCAUCAGAUGACGAAAUUACUGAAAAUAAUAGUGAUGGAAAUUGUUAUACGGGAAAGGAUAAAAUCACAAAAGGGAAAAAAGAAAUCGUAAAAUCCUCCAAAACCAAGAACAAAAAUAUUAUAAAGAAACUGCCAGAACCAACUGCAUAUGCAAAAAGAACUGCUUCCGAAAUUGACGCUUUUCUGAAAUUGAUUGAUCUGAGUAUGAUUGAUGAAAUAGAAAUUUAUGCAUUAUGUAAGGAAAGGGAUACAACUGCUCAUCAUACCUGUUCGAAGUUUGAUGUCAACGAAACAUGUAACCGCUGUUACGGAUUGUACAUAGAUGGCGCUCCCGCCUGUUGUUUAUUUCCUGUUUGUAAAUAUCCACCCCCGAGAACGGGGACUUGCGUGGCAGGCACGGACCCCAGCGACGACUCUAUUUUGAGCGAGUUGAAGACAAAAAACAUACAACUUGCCGACUCAUUUGACAAGGGGGUUCCGGUGGAAAUUCUAGUGGGCAGUGACUCCUUUUGGGAAGUUGUUUAUGACCAACGGGAAAGGGUCUGUCAGAACACCUGGGUCAUAAAUUCAGUCUUCGGGUGGCUAAUAGGGGGUGUCGGUAAGAGGGACGAUUCGACUGAAAGUUGCGAAAAUGUUUGUUUGGUAAUGGAUUCUUCUUCUAUUUUGUUUGAGCUGAAUAAAUUUUGGGAGAUAGAGAAAUUUCCUAACGAAAUACGAGGCCUUUCUGUGAGGGAUGAUCCUUUGAUUAAAACCUUCGAAAAUAAUUUGAAAUUUAAUGGAAAACGGUAUGUUUGCAAAUUAAUGUGGAAAGAUAAUAUGGGACCUCCAGUUGAAUUGGAUUCUAAUUUUGAAGUUGCGGAAAGGCGUUUUAGUUCAUUGGAAAGGAAAUUAAAUAAAAAUCCCGAAAUUGCGGACCAGUACAAAAAAAUUGUUAAGGAUCAAUUAGAAUGCGAUAUUGUCGGAAAAUGUGUUUAUAAAGACACUCGGACGGGAUAUUAUAUGCCUCACAGAGCGGUUAUCCGUGACGAUAAAGCUACGACUCAAGUAAGAAUAGUCUAUGAUUGUAGUAGUAAGGGAGGGGAAAAUAAAAAAUCUUUGAAUGAUUCACUUGAGACAGGAGUUAAUCUUAAUGACAAUUUAUUGGAUGUUACUCUUAAAUUUCGGGAAAAUCAAAUUGCGUUUUGCGGAGAUUUAGAAAAGGCAUUUCUUAUGAUAGAGAUUGCAGAGGAAGAUAGAAAAUAUCUAAAAUUUUUAUGGUUUCCGGACGAUACGGGCGGCUCAAAGCAAGUAUUUAAUUUUAAUCGUCUUCCCUUUGGCUUAACUACAUCUCCCUUUGCUUUGGCUUGCGUUUUAAAAUUUCAUAUAAGGAAAUUUAGAGAUAAAUAUCCUAAAUGUUGUGAAAUGUUAAAUUCUCUAUAUGUCGAUGACUUAUAUUAUGGAGCAGAUACCGCGCAGGAUGCUUAUCAGUUAACUUCUUCUGCUAUAGAUAUAUUACGCUCCGCCGGGUUUAAUUUAAGGAAAUUAAGAACUAAUUGUGUCGAGUUAAAUAAACUUUGGUUUGAGAAUGGGUAUAAAGAAAAUACUGAUCAUGGGCAAGGAUCGGGUUUCUUAGGAUUGAAUUGGGAUCCAAUUGAGGACGAGAUUAAGUUGAAUUUAAAAGAUGUUAGGAAUCCCUUGGAAUUUGGAAUCACCAACGGAACUUCUAAAAGACAUGUGCUGAGAGUAAUCUCUCAAAUUUUCGAUCCUUGUGGACUAAUCAGCCCUUUUGUAAUCACAGUUAAAAUUCUCAUUCAAGAAUUAUGGAAAAGGAGCCUCGAAUGGGAUGAACAGCUACCACAGGAUUUGGAAGAAAAAUGGAACACUUGGUGCUCUGAACUCUCUGCUAUAGAUAACUUGCGGAUUGAACGAAAACUGUUUACGAAAUUAAGAACGAAUGACAUUUCACUCCACAUCUUCUGUGACGCUAGUCCUAAAGCCUAUGGGGCUGUGGCGUAUUUCCGAUACAUCACCGAAGAAGGAAGUGCUAAGGUGAGCUUUAUUAUGUCUAAAAGUAAGGUUGCUCCUUUGAAAACCUUAACCCUUGCGAGAUUGGAACUGAUGGCAGCACUCAUCGGUGCUCGCUUAGCGAAAUACUUGCAGGACACCUUUCCAUCUUUAAUUAAAAGAGUUUAUUUAUGGAGUGACUCGAAAAUUGUUAUCCAUUGGGUGAAGGGAUCGGCAAAAAUAUGGAAACCCUUUGUGUGUAACAGAGUAACUCAGGUGCAGUUACUUACUUCUCCGCUCUGUUGGAACCAUUGUAGUGGAUCGGAAAACCCUGCUGAUUUAACUACGAGAGGGGAAUCGGCGAAAGCAUUUCUCUCAAGUUCUCUUUGGUGGACGGGACCUGAGUGGCUGUCUCGGCCGGUACAUUCGUGGCCUGUGCAGUGUUCGUCAAUUCUCUCUGAUUCCAUUUGUGAUAAAGAAAUAUUUUCCUCAGAGCGACGGAGAACUGAAACCGUCAACACAAUGGUUGUUACUACCAAUGUUGAUGACUGUAUUUCAAGCUGUAUUAACAUUGAUAAAUACAGCAAUCUUCGAAAACUUUUGCGUGUUACAGCUUUUGUGAAAAGGUUUAUGAACAAUUCUAAACCUCGUUCUUUAAAAUUUAGUGGACCUCUUAGUGCUUUCGAACUUCAGGAAGCCUUACAUUCUUGGAUCAAGGCUACUCAAAUAAAAUAUUUCGGAGCUGAAAUUCACCAGCUUCUUUCUAAGAGUGUCAUCUCCAAGGACUCGUGCGUAUAUAAUCUGAGUCCUGAACUCGAUGAAAAUAAUCUGCUGCAAUUGAAGGGUCGUCUGCAGUUUUUUAGCGGUGACAUGAGGGCGAAGCAUCCUUGGCUUCUCCCAUGCAACGAUAAAUUUGUAAAAUUACUGAUAUUGGAUGCUCAUUUCAAAAUGGGCCAUUUAGGUGUUGAAGGUACCUUAAUUCACUUGCGCGAACAAUUCUGGAUCAUCAAAGGUAGACAAUUUGUAAAAAAGGUAUUGAAUGACUGUCUCAUAUGUAGACGUUUUAAGGUAAAGACUGGAGAACAGGUGGUAGCUCCACUACCUCUUGACAGAAUUCUAGAACAUUCACCAUUUGAUGUAUCUGGCGUAGACUUUGCAGGACCUUUUUUUGUGAAUGACUCUAAUGAUAAGUGUUAUCUGAUAAUAUUUACUUGUGCUGUAGUAAGAGCUGUUCAUUUAGAAUUAGUUAAUAAUAUGAGUACUGAUUCAUUUUUAUUAGCUUUUAGGAGAUUUAUUUCUCGUAGAGGUUUGUGUUCUGUAAUUUACUCUGAUAAUGCUAAAACAUUUAAAAGGGCAAAUUCUGAAUUAAGUAAAUGGUGGAAAUAUAUUAAUAAUCCUGAAGUUAAAAAUGUAUUUGCCUCCAAAGGUAUUGUUUGGAAAUUUAUUGUUGAGAGGAGUCCAUGGUGGGGAGGUUUUUGGGAAAGGCAGAUACGUACAAUUAAAACUUGUUUAAAGAAGAUUAUUGGCAAAUCAAGUCUUUCUUUUAAGGAAUUAGAAACCAUUUUUUUAGAAAUUGAAGCUAUUGUUAAUUCUAGGCCUAUCACGUAUCUGUACAAUGAACCUUCCGAACCUUCACCACUCACUCCUUCUCAUUUUCUAAUUGGGAAAAGAUUAGCAUCUUUACCAAUCGGAUUAGGGAAAACCGUCUAUGAUGUCUAUUAUAAACCGUCUAUCGGCAUGUCUUUAAUUAUUACAAGUGACCCAUGGUCAUACAGUCGUUAUAAGAAAACUCCCAGUACUGCAAAAUACUGCUGUGGCUGCACGAGUGUACCUUUCAAGGACUUACCAAUCGAUACAGAAUAUCGGUUUGUUGUGGUUCCCGAUUAA